This is a messenger RNA of Salvelinus fontinalis (brook trout), 2319 nucleotides long. Its product is annotated as putative transmembrane protein ZNF593OS. Lineage: Eukaryota; Metazoa; Chordata; Actinopteri; Salmoniformes; Salmonidae. The coding region runs from base 842 to 1222 and encodes 126 amino acids. The transcript has 3 exons. The record is from RefSeq and is a predicted model, not a curated record.
UUUAACUGACACUUUUGCGCGAAAAUUUUGUGUGUCCACAAUUGAUUUCCAACCGUUUGUUAUUGGUUCACUCAAUGAUUAAUUAGCUAACAAUGGAAAUGAGCACAUACUGGAGGGGUAGAAAAAUGGUUGAAUUGUGUUAUAACAUUUGUUGGGGAAAGAUAACAGAUUUUUACGCCACAAUAUGACUUGGUUGGUUAACAAUAUGGAUGGAGCCGCUAGGCAAAGUUAUUUUUUAUUAAUUGAUUUGUGUAAUUAAAGUAUAACCGCUCAAUGGGAUAUUAUUGAUUAGUUAAAGAAAUUAUUUUACUUUUUUUCAUUUGGAAUUAAUAGGUGUGGUUUUUAAAUUAGUGCUGGGACCACUUAGGCUGCUUAGACAGGCAGCCCAAUAUAAUUUUCUCCCCCCACAAUUUAUUUUGACCAUCAGAUCAGUUAAAGAUUUGACGUAAAACGGCAGACGGAAGGGAGGCUUCUACAGAUGCUGUUAUUUGAUCUAAAACAUCAGGUGUACACCAACUCCAGUUAAGUAACUAAUGCAAAGAUUUAAAGCGCAAUUAUGCGUUUUUUCUCCAGUACAUUGCCACGAUCGUCAGUUAUGUAGCUGCCCUACUGAUCUCAGUGCGUCCUUGCUGGGAUGACACAAUCAAUCUACUACCGGAGAAUACCAACACCAAACACAUUGGUUCACCGUUCCACGGGAGCGGACAGUACACAGCAUACCGUAAUGUUCUGAAUAGUGGCCAAGUAUACCUCGCUCCCUAUUCCGUUGAACUAUUUAGGAGUAACAAACAAGUCCUAACAUUUAUUGGAAACUGUUAAACUACCCUCCGGAUCUCCGGGGAUGAGCAACUCAACCCUGGGCCUAGCAUCGCCGAGCCAGCGAUACUCACCGGAGUGGAAAGCAGUGGAUGGAUCCACUGGUCGUCGCCGCUGCGGAAGUGGGUCUCCAGACCAGAGCUGCAUCAACACACCGCACAAAGAAAACAACCCCAGACCCACUACAGACAUGAUCAUCAGACUGGGCAGACUGACACCUGGAUACUUCCGCCUCCUACAGAGACAGGUGGCCGGUGAGGUGCAGACCCAGCCACAGGACCGCGUGGUCAACCAGAUAGCCAUGAUGCUGGCCAUCAUGGGCCUAAGCCUGUCCUACUACAGUGCCAAACGGAUGACCGAGAAGGUCCAGAGGCUCCAGAAGAGAAGAGAUCCCCAUACACCCUGAAGACCCCCCGGCCCCCAUGCGCCGGUGCUUUGAACCUGGAGAGAAGACGAACCAAUGCAGAGAUGUUGUGGAGAGGAGACAUGGAGAUGUCGGUGUCCAGAACAACACCUUUUCACAACCAAUCAGUCGUAGUCACGUCGUUCACACACUGGAGUUUUACUGGGAUCACUCUCAAUGCGAGGAGAGUUCAGGGGCUGCUGCUUUUAAGGGUAUCUUGUUAAUUUUUCACACCAAUUGGGGGGUAGGAGGGCGUGUGUCUGUGUGUGAGAAAGGCCCACGGUGGGGUUCGUGUGGUCCUGAUAAGGUUUGGGGGGGUAAAAAGUACUACCAGCUGUCUAUGGUCAGGCUGGGCCUGAGCUUUAGUUGUUGCCAAGGUACAUGCGUGCAAGAUGCCGUCAAUACUGUUCUGAGCUAAAAAGGGAUAGAAAAAUGCCAAACAAAUUAUUCUAGUGUACUGUGAAACUUGCCAGUGCUUCAAGCAUAUGACUGUGUGUAAAAUAACUGAACAGUAAUUAUUUUUUAAGGGAAGGCUAUCUGCAUUUGAGAUGUAUCUAGUAAUGACUGAAGGCGGGCCCAUGGUGUGGGGAGAAAGUAACCCUCUUAGGUUUUUGUAAUUUCUUAUUGUUAAAAAAAUUAAAGUGAGCCAUGUGAACUAGAGGUGGAGGAGGAGUCUCAAACUGGUUAAUAAUUCCACACAUGUUUAAUAUCUGUUAAUGUCAGACACAAAAAAACAACAGUACAAGUGAAACGCAGUAUUUUAACAUUUUAGGAACUUGCUUAUCCAAAUCUAUGAAAAAAGGCACUUAAUCCAAAUAACAAACUAUGUUUUUCCACAAUGUUUCCAGAUUAAUCGAUUUAAGUCUUGAUAAAGAAUGGUGGCUUUCUUUAAAGAACUCGAUCUGCAAUGGCUACUAGGUGUUACCACAGAAUAUUCUAACUUCAGUAAACGUUGCAUGGGUGUGCAGCUUUUAAACUCUACAUAAAACUUGGAUUUCAUUAAUACUGUCACGUUUUAGUUUUUUAAAGAAUGAUCACCAUGAAUGUAUAUUUCUGUGAUGUUUAGAAAAAUCAAAUAAAGCUGUGACUUGAUAAGAACA